GAAGUGCGUUGUUGGUGCGGCGAAGUCGCUCCGGUAAGGAUGUCCUGGAGUUAUGCCAACCCUGGAAAGCGAUUUAGAUCAUGCCCACGCUAUGGAGUACGUGGGAAUGGGAACUGUAGCUAUUUUCAAUGGUUGGACUCCGAUGUCUCUGACCGUGUGUCUAAAGUGAUUCGAGGUUUAUUGAAGAGGUUAGAUAAGCAAGAGAGUGAAAUGCAAAGGCUUCAAGUAGUGAUUGAUGAGAAAACUGUCCAGCUUAAGAAGAAGACUCUGACUUCAAAAUUUCAAUUUUUGUAUGGUUUUGGAUUUGGAAUUGUGGUUGGUUUUCUUUGUUUCAGGCUUUGGAUGAGAAGUGUUGAUCCAAGUGAAAAGCUUCUCCAAUUGAAGUAG
This is a messenger RNA of Ipomoea nil (Japanese morning glory), 387 nucleotides long. RefSeq lists its product as uncharacterized. The record is from RefSeq and is a predicted model, not a curated record. The transcript is spliced from 2 exons. NCBI's taxonomy places the organism in Eukaryota, Viridiplantae, Streptophyta, Magnoliopsida, Solanales, Convolvulaceae. The coding region runs from base 40 to 387 and encodes 115 amino acids.